GGGGGAUACAGAUACAUCACAGAAACGGUGAGGGGCGCUGGAGUGAGACGGGGGGAUACAGAGCUACAUCACAGAAACGAAUCGCCAUGAAAUAAAGAACGGCAGCAUUCUGCGCCUGGCAACGGCUCCGAGCCGAGAGGCAGAGAAUCUCUACACUGGCAUCCAGAGUGGAAACUACGACGUUCGCUUUGAGUCGCUGAAGGGGCUGGCUGUCCUCUCCAAGGACAUCACCUUUGCCCAGGAGUUCAUCAGUAGGGAUGGGAUCGCUGUGCUGGUCCGCAUUGUGGAGAACGGCAAUGACACUGGUGAGAGCUUGGCCCACACUCUGAACGCAUUCAUAGAGUUAAUGGAACACGGCGUCGUCUCCUGGGAAACACUCACCCCUGUUUUCAUUAAGAAGAUUGCAGGCUUUGUGAACAAGUCUGCCAUGGACGCAUCAAUUCAGCAGUUGUCCCUGGCCUGCCUGGAGAGUAUGGUUCUCAGCAGCAGUUACCUGUUUCAGCUGGUGAAGAACGAGGUGACCCUGGACAGGCUGAUCUCGCACCUACAAGUAACGAACCAGAUGAUCCAGACUAAGGCAAUGGCGCUGAUCAUAGCCCUGCUACUGAGUUCUAACGAGGAAGAGAGGAAGGUAACAAUGGAGUUUCUCAAUAAAAGAAACCUGAGGCAGUAUGUUUUCAAGAACAUUAUCCUGAGUUCUUCCACAAUGAGAGAUGAAAUGGCCCACUACCUGUAUGUCCUGCAGUCUGUUUCCCUCAACCUCUUGGAGCCCAGGAUGAGAAUUCCAAUGGACCCCUACAAUCAGGAGCAGAGGGAUAUGAUACACAGUCUGCGCCAAGCAGCCUUUGAGUCUGACGCAGACGCAUCCUCUGGGAACUUCAAUACGGACCGGCGAAAAUCUUUGUACUCCAGGGAGUUCAAGAGGCUCGGCUUCCCUAACAAUGCCAAUCCCUCACUAGACUUCAGCCGAACUCCUCCUGGACUCCUGCCUCUAGAUAACAUGAUCUACUUUGCUUCCCACCAUUCUGACGCCUACAGUCGGUUUGUUCUGGAGAACAGCAGCCGAGAAGACAAGCAUGAAUGUCCCUUUGGUCGUGGGAGUAUUCAGCUCACCAGCAUUCUCUGUGAGAUACUGAAGAUUGGAGACCCACCAUCGGAAACAGGGCAGGACUUCUACCCCAUGUUCUUUGCCCAGGACAGGGUUUUCGAAGAAUUCUUCUGUAUUUGCAUCCAGCUAUUGAACAAGACCUGGAAGGAGAUGCGGGCCACACAAGAAGAUUUUGAUAAGGUUAUGCAGGUGGUACGAGAGCAGAUCACACGGACACUGGCGACCAAGCCCACCUCCCUCGAGCUGUUUCGCAACAAGGUCAAUGCCCUGAACUACAGUGAAAUUCUCAAAUUACGUCAAACAGAGAGAAUGCAUCAGGAAGAGACUCUGGCGCCACCAGUCCUGGAGCUGAGAGAAAGAUUGAAACCAGAGCUGAUGGAAUUGAUCAAACAGCAGCGCCUCAAUCGUCUGUGUGACGGGACACUCUUCCGCAAGAUCAGCAGCCGCCGGCGUCAAGACAAGCUUUGGUACUGUCGCCUGUCACCCAACCACAAGGUCCUUCACUACGGAGACGUGGAAGAAGGAGUGGAGAACCCAGCCAUCGAGUACCUGCAGGAGAAGAUUCCUGUGGCAGACAUUAAAGCCCUGGUGACUGGGAAGGACUGCCCCCACAUGAAGGAGAAGAGCACGAUGAAACAGAACCGGGAGGUGUUGGAUCUAGCCUUCUCCAUCCUGUACGAUGCAGAGGACUACUCACUGAACUUCAUUGCUCCGAGCAAAUAUGAUUUCUGCCUCUGGACUGAUGGCUUGAAUGUUCUGCUGGGCAAAGAACUGAACAGCGAGCAGACCAAGAGCGAGCUGGAAAUCCUGCUGUCCAUGGAGAUCAAACUGCGCCUUUUGGACCUGGAGAACAUCUCCAUCCCAGAUGUUGCUCCCCCAAUACCCAGUGUGCCCAGUAAUUACAACUUCUGCUAUGACUUCAGCCAUACUGACCACUGAAGGCCUCAGAAUGGCUUCACAUUAACACAUGCCGGCACUUCCUCACUGUUAUCAUGAUAGGAGAUGGUGGAGGAUUGUAGAAUUGAAAUGGGUUUUAUAUGACGCAUGUACAGAAAGAGUUUUAUACCCAGGCAGUGAUUCAAAAUUAUUUUUCUGUGCAAUAUUGGAAAAGGUACCUGCAAUAAAAGGCAACGCUCCAUGUCUGAGCUGGUAAUGGCUAAUGCAAUAGGCAACCCAUUGCAUUCAGGCCAGCAGAACUGGGUGAUCCUUGGAGAAAGGGGGAAAGGAGUAAAGUAUUCUGUAAAAUUGUGACAAGCAGAAAAUAUUUAGUUGUCUGAUGUCAGCUGUGGAGAGCAAAAAAGGAGGAUCGUUUGGUUAGAUGACCUCCAAACUCAAAGAACUCAUCAGCUUGCAAUGAUAACCUUGUGUUUUUCACACCAUUAUUGUUGCACGAGUUGGAAGAGAGGUUGGACACAGAAUGGUUUGCUGUUGCCAAAUAAUUUGAUUAAUGGUGGGGUGGGGGGAGUAAAUGGGCAAAAGUUUGUGAUCUGUGAAUUUGAUAAUUAAACUAUGAUCUCAGGUGGAUGAUAGUGCUGGAGAAAUGCAGCAGUUGGUUGAUCUUGUCGGAUGCUGUGACGCUGAUUAGUUUUGUGUUAUGUGAGGUACUGCGAUAGGCAGAGCCAGAUUUCAGUUAUUUCCCUUCUGACAAGAAAACGUAACACAACAUUCCAAGACGUGCAACUAGGCUUUGUUAAGUUAAUCACUAUUGAUUAAGGUCUGCAUUUGUUGAUCAUGUGUUUGGGCUUAACCAAUUCUGGCAGAAGUCAGGGCUGAGGGCUGGGGUACUGGAACAGCAACAAGGGUGCUUGGGUAAAGAGGAGGUAAAAAGUUAUAAAGUUCUCAGAGUGAAAUGUAAACAGAGUGUUGGAAAUACUCAACAGGACAGGCAGCAUGUGUGGAAAGAGAAACAGAGUCAAUGUUUCAGGACCUGAAACAUUGACUCUGUUGCUCCCUGUACAGUUGCUGCCUGACCUGCUGAAUAUUUCUAGCAAUUUAAACUUCAUCUUCUGAUUUCUAGCUUUUGCUGUAUUUAGCUAGAAUUCACCAAAAGAACAAAGCCUGGUCAAAAUCUGCAAGAAAGUGUUUAUUUUCACGUUGAUUUUAAGCUGGUUCCAACACUUAUGCUAAAAUCUGUCAGGAGUUGGGUGUUUACUACUGUGCUGUGACUCUAAUAUUAAUGUCAGACUUACAGAAUUAAAUUCAGCAGUGUACCUCUAAUGUAGAAAGCGCUUUUAAAUCUGUCCAUUCUUGUCCCUGAAUCAAUGGUGCUGAGGACAUAGGUCUGCUGUAGGACGGGUUUAGUCUGCUCUGAGGCAUAACUUGGGCCAAGAUAAAAGCUUUACUGUAACUGCACUGAGCUGCAAGUAGAUUAUUCAGCUGUCCAAACCAGGAAACCUUGGGUUUUAUCCUAGGUUUUGUGGUCUGUUUGCUGGACAAGCACUGGCUUGUGCUUGGGCACCACGGUAGUGUAGCAGUUAGCAGAACACUAUUACAGCUCGGGAUGUUUUGGAGUUCAAUUCUGGUGCCGUUCUGUCAGGAGUCUCUGUAUGUCCUUCCUGUGGAAUGUGUGGGCUUCCUUUGGGUCCUUCAGUUUCCUCCUACAGUCCAAAGACAUACCAGGUAGGUCAGUUGGUCAUUGUAAAUUGUACUGUGAUUAGGUUAGGGUUAAUUGGGUUUGACAGGGCAGCAUGGCUCAAAGGACCGAAAAGGUCUACUCUACGCUGUAUUGCUAAACAAACAAACAAACAAACAAUCAAAAGCUCCAGCCAGUUUCAUUCUCCAGUUAACUUUGGAGAAGGAAGAGUUUCUGCUUUUGAACUGUGAACCUUGGUGAUCUCUAUUGGUUGUGGGUGUGGGUGUGUGUGUGGGGGGGGGUGCCCCCACAGGAGAUAUUGGGUGAUAAGUCAUUUCCUAUGUCCUUCUGUUGUUGAAUAGCCAACCAAGACUAUUUUCAAAGGAUGCUAGAUAGCUGUCUGUGAACAUUUUGCUUUAGAAACAGCAAGAGUACAAACUGUUUUGUUCAAGGGACUAAAAUAGAGGACUUCAAAAUGUGCAGGGCUUGUAAUUUUUAAACCAAAGCCAUGCAUAUGAUCUCUUCAUGUUGUUGUUAAUCAUGUUUGUGAAAUGACUAAUCCAAGCAAUGAUGUCUACCACCCAUGGGAACAUAAGGACAGAUCUCUGACUUGCUUCCAUCUUUCACUUAAGGCACUUAUCUAUAUCCAUUUGUUCCACAUCCCUUGAUUUACUUACUUGUCAGUUUCAUUCUUGAUGGCUCCAGUUAUUCCUUAAAUUGUUCCACAUCCUUGUGAAAAUUUCAAAUUGUGGCUAAAAUUCUUUUUGUGGGAAGAAUAGUGGAGUGGAAAUAAUGCUCCCCCCCAUUUUCCCUCCAAAAGGUCCAGCUCUAAUUUCAAAGUUAUGCAACCAUCUUGAUUCCUAAUUCAAGUUUCUCUCUAGCUAGAUCAUCAAAUCCUUAAGAUGUUUGAAAUACCUCAGUCAGUGCACGUUCUUUUCCAGGGAAUACAAGCUGUCUACACAACUGACUGUAGAUCCUACUUUAACUAUGGUGAAACUAUUGCUGCUGUCCCUUAGGGAAUCACCUCUGACGUGGGAAGGGUAAAAUAUAGAGCUGUUGUUGGACAUACUGUAGGGCUCUCAAUGAUUAACAGGAGUGAUGUAUAAAGAAACAUAUAUUUCAGUAGCAUCUUUGUUAAUCUCAGCAUGUCUCAAAGGUACUAUACAGAACUGUGUCCACACUGUUGUGAUGUAGGAAACACAUCCACUAAGCCUACAGCAAACAGUGUGGUAAAUAAUCAGGCUGUUGUUUUAGUAACAUUGUUAGAAGAAAGUCACUGGAGAACUCUGUAAUGUAAUGGGAUCUGUAACUUUAUCGCCGGUACUCUCUCAUUACACAGUAUGUCAACCAAAAGCAUGCACCCUCGCAUUUGUGGCAUUUGAUACAAAGGUUUCUUGAUUAUAGGCUAAGUUAGCCUACAUAACCUACAUAUUCAUUUACAAGUGGUUACAAACUGUGGAUGUAACUUGACAAACCUGAGCCAUAUGUCAAACAUGGCGUGAAAUGCAAUUCUGUGUCAUUGCACUGUCAUUCCCUAGAGUAGAACUGACUACCUGUAGAACCAGUGGGCUGGGUCAAAGUCUGGUGUCCCAUUGCUCAGAGCCCACCAGGAACAAAAUAGAAACCUCACAUUUGGUUUCUGCACCUUGGCAUUAUUUCAGUGAUCAAAUAGCCUGCAAAGUUCUCUUCCUAGGUUCUGUAGGUGAGAAUAUAAAGGACAUAGCGAGGGUUAGGGCCCUCAGGAAAGUGACUACAGGAACAGAAUUAAGUUCAGAAUGAAGAAGCUGCACCCUAGCUCAAUAGUGUGCUGCUGUCUCAGUGAUAGGAGUCUGCUCAGUCAGCUGAUUCCAGCUUUUGGUUGCAUUGGUUCCAGCUGCUAUCAAUCACAGGGGUGCUGACAAUCUGUGUUCAGCCAGACAUACACUGGAUCAAACUUGAUUACUGCUAUUGACUCAUUAAUUUAUUUACAACACUAUUGCUUUGGGGUUUGUGCUAUUUUUGACUGUAUGUGUAUAUAAAGUCUCAACGUGUUUUGUAAGAAAAUCAUUUUUUCUGCUACUGAAAAUCAAUAGAUAUUCUAUGGCAUUAACCAACUGUUCUUGUCCUCAAUUUCAAAAUAAAAUUCAUUGCUCUGCUA
Messenger RNA from Mobula hypostoma (lesser devil ray), 5817 nucleotides. RefSeq names its product engulfment and cell motility protein 3-like. Gene Ontology annotation, biological process: actin filament organization; cell motility. The coding region runs from base 347 to 2047 and encodes 566 amino acids. The transcript is spliced from 18 exons. The record is from RefSeq and is a predicted model, not a curated record. NCBI's taxonomy places the organism in Eukaryota, Metazoa, Chordata, Chondrichthyes, Myliobatiformes, Myliobatidae.